Molecule: messenger RNA, 2262 nt
Organism: Fulvia fulva
Lineage: Eukaryota; Fungi; Ascomycota; Dothideomycetes; Mycosphaerellales; Mycosphaerellaceae
Product: Transcriptional regulatory protein SEF1
Exons: 3
Coding region: 1-2262 (753 amino acids)
Biological process (GO): DNA-templated transcription; regulation of DNA-templated transcription
Cellular component (GO): nucleus
Molecular function (GO): transcription cis-regulatory region binding; zinc ion binding; DNA-binding transcription factor activity, RNA polymerase II-specific
Source: RefSeq, a predicted model, not a curated record
AUGGCCGGCUCGUGGGCCUCCGGCACCGCAUUCGAAGCAUCGCAUGGUGUGGGUAUCAUCUCGCCGCAGCAAACAAGCCCGACGCGUGCCACACCGACCGACGACAGCGGCGCACGCAAGAGAAAGCGCAGUUCGAUUGUGACGGCCGGGGAGAAUGUCGACGGCAGUGAGGUGGGCGGGGCAGCUGGAGGCGAUUCGGGCAGUCCGACGCUGUCGCAGAGCAAUGGCAACAAGCAGCGACACCAGCCGGGCGUGAAGAGGGCCUGCAACGACUGUCGACAGCAGAAGCUACGAUGCAAUGUCGUCGCAGGACCCGGCGGAACAUACAAGCCAUGCGACCGAUGCGUCAAACACAACCUGAAGUGCAGCAUUGACAAUGACUUUAAGAGGUUGGGCAAGCGUGCUCAGCACGAGGAGAUGGCGAAAGAGCUCGACGCAGCAAAGGCCAAGCUAGCACGCUACGAGGCAAUGGGCAUACACUUGCCGGAAGAGACACCACGACCAGAUUCCAACUACACGGGCAGCUAUCAAGCAUCGCCAGUCGCUGGUGCACCCGUCGCGCCCAUGGGAGCUGGAGGAAGCACGUUCUUGGGCGCCAGCGAGGCUGCAGCGUCGAGAAGCUUGUUGGACUUGAGCCAAGGAUACCGCGAAGUUGCGCCUACGAGCUACCCAUCGAUCACUCCUGGCACAUCGAUCAUGACCCUCGGCGCGGUGACUCUGAGCGAAACACAACUCAACGAGCUGUACCGGAUCUACUUUGCUCACUACCAUCCAUUCUUGCCGGUACUCAACCCGUCCUUGACCUACAAGCACUACUACGAUGAGCAUGUACUACUCCACUGGACCAUCGUCGCAAUGGCAGCACGCCGCUUCGAAAGCAAGCUGGGUCUCUUCAUGGAGCUCCAACGUCCGCUUGAGGAACUGCUGUGGACGACCCUCUCACAAGUGCCGCAGUCGCAUCAUGUCGUCAAAGCACUCGCACUCCUCUGCACAUGGCCAUUGCCAACAUCCUCGACCAGUCAGGAACCGACGAUGAUGUUGUGUGGUACAAUGUUCCAGCUUGCGAUGCAGUACGGUCUCCAUCGUCCCUCACAUGCUCAGGACUUCAGCAGAUUCCGUGUCGACCUUCGAGAGGAGGACAUCGCCGAUCGUCUCAACACUUGGGCUGCAGUCAAUGUGGUCGCUCAGAACGUCGCAACAGGAAACGGCCAGCCUCCACUUUCUAGGUGGGCGUGGUUCACCUACGGCCUCCACCUGGACCGCAUGAAGCCCGAGCUCCAAACACGAUGCCAGGUUGAGAAGUUCUGCGACACCGUCACGAGGACACUCUACACCAUGCAGCGAGAUCACAUCGUCGAAGUCGACCAAGCUCAGCGUGGACUGCAGAUUGACAUGUACUCGCGAGAGCUAGGCGAGCUGGAGGUCACUGUUCUGUCUACAAGUAAUUCUCCUCUCGAAGUACUCUUCCUCAAGGCAGCAGCACUGCACCUACGACUGACCGCGUUCUUCGACAAGCCGAACCAAGCGAACUACCAUGCCGACCUCAGAAGUGUCUACAUUGCAGCCUCAGCCAUGCUAUCUCAUCUGAACAACAUGCCGUCCGAUCACUUCUCAUACGUUCCACGAUACAUCGAGCAGAUGAUGCUGGCAGCUGCAGUCACACUGUUGAAGAUCUUGAACUCUUUCUACGCAAACCAUGUCGACACCGUACAAGGUUGCACACUGUUCGCGCGCACCGUCACCAAUCUGCGCAAGCUCAGCGUUCGCUCGAACGAUUUGCCGCAACGACUUGCAGAAGUCAUGGCGCAGCUUUGGCAGACUAGCGGCGCAAGCGAGCAGAAGAUGGUCUUCAAAGUGGACAACGAGCCUUCUGUUCUUGAUACUGAGAACCUGCAGCUCAAGGUCCGCUGUCGAUCGUCCUUGUCCGUCCUCUACGACGCCAUCUGGCGCUGGCGCGAGCGUGCUGGACAAGCUGGCCGAGACAGCCUGGCGCAAGCUGUAGACAACCCCACAACACUCCCUGGCGACACACAUACUCGCAAUACACCUCAGCCACCGAACGGCAUGAUAGAUGGCAUGCCGGCGAUCUCCAACGGACUCGAUCUACACAACGGUGGUCUCAACUUGGCGGACUGGGACUCGCCUUUUGGUGGUAAUGCCGUCUUCGAUCCUCUGAGCUGGGCACUCGAUGGUAAUCUUGGUCUCGGUCAAGGACUGUUCGGUGGCCAGGACACGCUCGGUCUCGGUGCGUAUCAGGGAUAG